Tupaia belangeri chinensis (Chinese tree shrew) is the source of this 1749-nucleotide messenger RNA. It is a transcript of the gene CLDN14, whose product is annotated as claudin 14. Gene Ontology annotation, molecular function: structural molecule activity. Gene Ontology annotation, cellular component: membrane; bicellular tight junction. NCBI's taxonomy places the organism in Eukaryota, Metazoa, Chordata, Mammalia, Scandentia, Tupaiidae. Bases 756 to 1475 code for a protein of 239 amino acids. The record is from RefSeq and is a predicted model, not a curated record. The transcript is spliced from 3 exons.
UGCUGGGGCUGGGUGGUCACACGCGCAGGGAUUAGCCGUGGGAUGGUAGUGCUCACAGGAACUGGACGGUUCCCUGGGGAAGCCAUCAACGGGCUGCAGAGCAGCGAGUGUGAACAGCCAGGGGACCCAGCACAGGGAGCACGGGGUGGACCCUGAUGGCCUCCGACUCCAGGUGGGGAGGGGCGGCUCUAUCCUGCCAACCUCAGCAAGGCCCUGGAGGACACUUUACGAUGACCACGUUCAGCUGUGUCAGAGAUUCUUUUCCAAUGUGUAGAGAUGACCUUUCCGGUUGGUCUUGAAUGUCUGCUCAGCCAAGCCACCUCCCCGAGCACAGGGUAGUUAACCUGCUAAUCAAAGCUCGUGUGCCCACGCAGCCCUCCCUCAGAGAGCGCCGUGAUCAUCUGGAUGAUUUUCUCUCAAAUAUUCUGGCCUGGAGGCUUCCCAUUGGUGGAAGAGAGAAGACAGGAAGGCCACAGUGUCCCUGCUGAGUCCUCACUACACAUCUGAGUUGGUGUCCAGAGGGUUCCAGAGCAGCCCAGGCUGGCAGGGGACCUGACGAAGCAGAUGGGACUCAAAAUAUUCUGCAUACUGUCAUCCUUCCAGUUCAAGAGUGAUUCUUGGCCCUUGUUAACUCAAACAUUCCUCCUUCCAGCUGAUCUGCGAUUCCUCACUCGAGCGGACUCCGGCGGGCGCCUGAGCAGCGGUGCAAUCCCCAGGGACGAGGGCAGCGCCCGGCAGGGCUGGGGCAGCCGGGCAUGGCCAGCACGGCUGUGCAGCUCCUGGGCUGCCUUCUGAGCUUCCUGGGCCUGGUGGGCACGCUCAUCACCACCAUCCUGCCGCACUGGCGCAGAACAGCGCACGUGGGCACCAACAUCCUGACGGCCGUGUCCUACCUCAAGGGGCUCUGGAUGGAGUGCGUGUGGCACAGCACUGGCAUAUACCAGUGCCAGAUCUACCGGUCCCUGCUGGCACUGCCUCGCGACCUACAAGCAGCCCGGGCGCUCAUGGUCAUCUCCUGCCUGCUCUCGGGGGUGGCUUGCGCCUGCGCCAUCAUCGGCAUGAAGUGCACCCGGUGCGCCAAGGGUACGCCGGCCAAGACCACCUUCGCCAUCCUCGGGGGCGUGCUCUUCCUCCUGGCCGGCCUCCUGUGCAUGGUGGCGGUCUCCUGGACCACCAACGACGUGGUGGCGAACUUCUACAACCCGCUGCUGCCCAGCGGCAUGAAAUUCGAGCUCGGCCAGGCCCUGUACCUGGGCUUCAUCUCCUCAUCCCUCUCGCUCAUCGGGGGUACCCUGCUCUGCCUGUCCUGCCAGGACGAGGUGCCCUACAGGCCCUCCCAGCCCCAGCCCCGGGCAGCCACCACCACGGCGGCCACCGCACCUGCCUACCAGCCCCCGGCUGCCUACAAGGACAACCGGGCGCCGUCCGUGACCUCGGCUUCACACAGCGGGUACAGGCUGAACGACUACGUGUGAGUCCCCAGGGCUGGCCCUCCGGGGCACUGUCUGGCCGCUGGGCCCGCGAGGCUGCGGACUGAUGCCGGCUCCAGCAGAGUUCACUUCUGGGCGGUUCUUGUUUCCAGGGAAAGAAUGUGAACGCCGGAAGUGCUCCCAGGACACAGGGAGAGAGGGGGGAAGACAGAGGAGAGAGGCUCUACAUACCAAAGACACUUAAAAAAUCUCUACUGUUUUUUUAUUUAUUAUAUGUAUUUAUGUGGGUGAUUUAAUAUCAGGUUAAUAAAAAGUGACU